Messenger RNA from Heteronotia binoei (common prickly gecko), 3202 nucleotides. It is a transcript of the gene DIS3, whose product is annotated as DIS3 homolog, exosome endoribonuclease and 3'-5' exoribonuclease. The record is from RefSeq and is a predicted model, not a curated record. Gene Ontology annotation, cellular component: nuclear exosome (RNase complex); cytoplasmic exosome (RNase complex). Gene Ontology annotation, molecular function: endonuclease activity; 3'-5'-RNA exonuclease activity; RNA binding. The coding region runs from base 46 to 2931 and encodes 961 amino acids. The transcript is spliced from 21 exons. Gene Ontology annotation, biological process: rRNA catabolic process. NCBI's taxonomy places the organism in Eukaryota, Metazoa, Chordata, Lepidosauria, Squamata, Gekkonidae.
UGCACUGUGGGAGCCUCGUGCGCGCGGGUUGCCUCCUCCGGGGCGAUGCUGACCUCGCGCACCUUCCUGAAGCGGACCCGCGCGGGCGCCGUGCGCAAGAUCGUGAGGGAGCACUACCUGCGCGACGACAUCGCCUGCGGGGUGGCCGCCUGCCGGCUCUGCGGGGAGCGCGAGGGAGAGGGCCGGCCCUGCCUGGAAGCCUCCCCCGGCCGCGCCGCCAGCAGCCUCUGCCCCCAGCGCCACUUCCUCCUGCCCGACACCAACCUCCUCCUGCACCAGAUUGAUAUACUUGAGGAUCCUGUUAUUAGAAAUGUGAUUAUUCUUCAGACAGUUUUGCAAGAAGUAAGGAGUCGGAGCGCGCCCGUAUAUAAGCGAAUAAAAGACGUGAUUACUAACAAAGAGAAACAUUUUUUUUCAUUCACUAAUGAGCAUCAUAAGGACACAUAUAUAGAACAAGAACAAGGCGAAAACCCCAAUGACCGCAAUGACCGUGCCAUCAGAGUGGCAGUGAAAUGGUACAACGAACACUUGCAGAAGUUGCAAACGGAAGAGAAAAUACAAGUUAUCUUGCUCACAAAUGACAGAAAAAAUAAAGAGAGAGCUGUGGAAGAGGGAAUCACUGCCUAUACAUGUGAGGAAUAUAUAAAGAGCUUGAUAGGGAAUCCAGAACUUGUGGAUCGACUUGCUUCCUUAAACGAUGAAGGGAAUGAAAUAGAAACUGGCCGGAUCAUCUUCGUGGAGCAUCUUCCCCUCAGCAAAUUGCAGCAAGGAAUUAAGUCCAACCUGUAUCUUCAGGGAACCUUCCGCGCCAACAGGGAUAAUUACCUGGAAGCCACUGUUUGGGUUCACGGAGACAGAGAAGAGAGAGAGAUAAUAAUACAAGGGCUUAGAAACUUAAACCGAGCUGUGCACGAAGACAUUGUUGCAGUGGAACUCAUGCCAAAAGAUGCCUGGGUCACACCCUCCUCUAUGGUUUUGCAUGAUGACGAGAAUCCAAAUGAAGAUGAUGUGGAGCAGGAAGAGGAGAAAGAAAACAGUCUGAAAAGUUCUGCAAGCAACAGAAUGUUGCGACCCACCGGCAGAGUUGUGGGCAUCAUCAAGCGGAACUGGAGGCCGUUCUGUGGCAUGCUUUCUAAAUCGCAGAUAAAAGAGGCAAGGCGGCAUUUAUUCACCCCAGCUGAUCGCAGGAUCCCUCGAAUCCGAAUAGAGACAAGGCAGGCUGCGACUCUGGAGGGACAGCGCAUCAUUGUCGCGAUUGACGGCUGGCCUAGGAAUUCACGGUACCCUAAUGGCCACUUUGUAAAGAAUUUAGGAGCUGCCGGAGAUAAGGAAACGGAGACCGAAGUCCUGUUGCUGGAACACGAUGUGCCUCACCAGCCCUUCUCCCAAGCUGUCCUCAGCUUCCUCCCCCAAAUGCCAUGGAGCAUCACCGAGAAGGAUAUGAAAUGCAGAGAGGACUUGAGGCACCUGUGCGUGUGCAGCGUCGAUCCUCCUGGCUGCACCGAUAUCGAUGACGCCUUGCACUGCAGAGAGCUGGAAAAUGGAACCCUAGAGGUUGGUGUGCACAUCGCAGAUGUCAGCCAUUUCAUUCGACCAGGAAAUGCGCUGGACCAAGAAUCUGCAAAAAGGGGUACCACUGUGUAUCUGUGCGAAAAAAGGAUUGACAUGGUUCCGGAGUUGCUGAGUUCCAAUUUGUGCUCUCUGAGAUCCAAUGUUGACAGGCUUGCGUUUUCAUGUAUCUGGGAAAUGACUCCCAAUGCUGAAAUCCUGAAAACCAGAUUUACGAAGAGUGUUAUUAAUUCCAAGGCUUCUCUUACGUACGCUGAGGCACAAAUGAAGAUCGAUUCUGCCAACAUGAACGAUGACAUCACGAUUAGUUUACGUGGACUCAAUAAGCUGGCUAAAAUUCUUAAGAAGCGCCGAAUAGAUAAUGGGGCUUUAACUCUUUCUUCACCUGAAGUUCGCUUCCACAUGGACAGCGAAACCCACGACCCUAUUGAUUUACAGACAAAGGAGCUCAAGGAAACCAACUCCAUGGUCGAAGAGUUCAUGCUGCUCGCCAACGUCUCCGUUGCUCAAAAGAUCUACGAGGAGUUCUCUGAGCACGCCUUGCUGAGGAAGCACCCGGCUCCUCCCCCCUCCAAUUACGACAUCCUGGUGAAGGCAGCCAAGUCGAAGGGCUUAGAAAUCAGAACUGAUUCCGCAAAAGCUCUGGCCGAUUCCUUGGACAGCGCCGAAUCUCCUUCUUUCCCCUACCUGAACACAUUGCUGCGUAUCUUGGCCACUCGCUGCAUGAUGCAGGCCGUGUACUUCUGCUCGGGCAUGGAUAACGACUUCCACCACUAUGGUUUGGCCUCCCCUAUUUAUACACAUUUUACUUCACCGAUCAGAAGAUAUGCCGAUAUCAUAGUGCAUCGACUGCUGGCUGUGGCCAUCGGGGCAGACUGCACCUACCCGGACCUCACUGACAAGCACAAGCUGGCCGAACUGUGCAACAAUCUCAACUACAGGCAUAAAAUGGCUCAGUACGCGCAGAGGGCAUCAGUUGCCUUUCACACCCAGUUGUUUUUCAAGAACAAAGGCGUAGUGAACGAAGAUGCCUACAUCCUGUUCGUACGGAAGAAUGCCAUUGUGGUUCUGAUCCCCAAAUAUGGCUUAGAAGGCACGGUCUUCUUUGAAGAAAAGGAUAAGCCAAACCCAGCACUUCUGUACAACGAUGAGAUUCCAUCUCUUGCUGUGGAAGGCACCGCCUUCUGUACCUUUGACAAAGUGAAAGUGAACAUCAUGUUAGACGCAUCCAAUGUUCAACACCAGAAGAUCCGCAUGGCCCUCGUGGAGCCAAAGAUAUCCAGCAAUAAUGUUCCCAGCCAAGCCACACAAAUGAGCAGUAAUAAGGAACCUGAGAAGAAGAAGAAGAAACUGGGCAAAUAGCUUCAUUUCAAGAAAUGACCAUACUCAACUACGAAAUAAAUUACAUUGGAGAUUAAUUGUAUAUGGGAUUUUAUACAGUUUUAGAGCUUAUUUUCAUAGAUUGUUACAUGUGAUUUGUAACUUUAUUUAAAUGUUUUUUUUUGUAUUCAUGCUAAAAUGUAAUUUUUUAAACAUUUAUGUAAUGUCGUCACUUACAAAACGCAGACCACCUUCCAGGAAUCCCUGGACAUCUGUACAGAGCAAGAAUUGAUAAAGAAUUGUUUGUCCUUAA